AUGACCUCCACAAUUCAAAACAUCACCAACGCCAUCCCCUCCCUCGGGCGGGCGCGGGUAUUGAUCAAGUCGGCCGACGAUGUUGUCAUCGUCUCGGCGGCGAGGACGGCUGUGACCAAGGCCAAGAAGGGCGGUUUCAAGGACGCGCUCCCUGAAGACCUUCUCUCUGCCGUCUUCAAGGAGGUCUUGAAGCGCGGAAAGGUCGACCCGUCCAAGCUUGAGGACGUUGUCGUCGGAAACGUCCUUCCCCCAGGCGGAGGUGCCACUAUCGCCCGUAUGGCUCAGCUCCACGCCGGUAUCCCCUACACCGUCGCCAUCAACACUGUGAACCGCCAGUGUUCCUCCGGUCUCACCGCCAUCGCCCAAAUAGCCAACCAGAUCAAGGCCGGCGAGAUUGAUAUCGGUCUCGCUGCGGGUGUCGAGCACAUGACGGCUCACUAUGGUGCGGGCGUCAUGCCCAAGAAGAUCUCGGACGACGUGCUCGCCAACCCUGAAUCGUCCGACUGCCUCAUUCCCAUGGGUCUCACCUCGGAGAACGUCGCCAACCAGUACAAGAUCUCUCGGGACGUCCAGGACGCGUUCGCGGCCAACUCGUUCUCCAAGGCGGCGGAGGCACAGGCGGCUGGCAAGUUCAAAGAGGAGAUUGUUCCCGUCAAGGUCCGCUGGACUGACCCCAAGACCGAGGAGGAGAAGGAGAUUAUCGUCGACGCGGACGAUGGAAUCCGACCUGGCGUCACCAAGGAGUCACUCUCCAAGCUCAAGCCCGCCUUCUCCAAGGACGGCUUUACGCACGCCGGGAACGCCUCGCAAGUAUCGGACGGUGCCGCCGGUGUCAUCCUCGCCCGCCGGAGCGUCGCCCAAAAGCUCGGCCUCCCCAUCCUCGGCAAAUUUGUCAUUUCCGCCGUCGUCGGUGUCCCGCCAAAGGUCAUGGGUGUGGGACCAGCCUUUGCCAUCCCCAAAGCCCUCUCCAAAGCCGGUCUCUCCAAGGACGACGUCGACUUUUACGAAAUCAACGAAGCCUUCGCCUCCCAGGCCGUCAUGUCCAUCCAGCACCUCCACCUCAACCCCGACAUUGUCAACCCCGUCGGAGGCGCUAUCGCCAUGGGCCACCCCCUUGGCUGUACCGGUGUCCGCCAGGUCUGCACCGCGCUCAGCGAGGCCAAGCGCGAGAAGAAGAAGAUCUUUGUCACGAGUAUGUGUAUUGGGAGUGGGAUGGGAAUGGCGGGUGUCUUUGUCAAUGAGCAGUAG
Molecule: messenger RNA, 1248 nt
Organism: Dioszegia hungarica
Lineage: Eukaryota; Fungi; Basidiomycota; Tremellomycetes; Tremellales; Bulleribasidiaceae
Product: Thiolase, N-terminal domain-containing protein
Exons: 6
Coding region: 1-1248 (415 amino acids)
Biological process (GO): phenylacetate catabolic process; fatty acid beta-oxidation
Cellular component (GO): peroxisome
Molecular function (GO): acetyl-CoA C-acyltransferase activity
Source: RefSeq, a predicted model, not a curated record